AUGUCCUCGCAACAAUACUACCAGCAGGGCCCCCCUCAGGGCGGCUACGGUGGCUACCCCCAACAGCCUCAGCCCGCUUACGGACCUCCUCCGGGACAGUACGGUCCCCCUCAAGGAGGCUACUACCAGCAGGGCCCUCCCAUGGGCCAGCCUCCGAUGGGUUACCAGCAGCAGGAGGCACCACAGAAGCAGAAGAGCGCCCCCUGUGGUGGUGGAUGCUUGGGCACCUGUAUAGCAUCUCUGCUCUGCUGUUGCUGCUUGGAAGAAGGCUGCGAGUGCUGUGCCGACUGCUGCGAAUUGUGCCUAUAA
This is a messenger RNA of Truncatella angustata, 309 nucleotides long. RefSeq lists its product as uncharacterized. The coding region runs from base 1 to 309 and encodes 102 amino acids. The record is from RefSeq and is a predicted model, not a curated record. The transcript is spliced from 2 exons. Lineage: Eukaryota; Fungi; Ascomycota; Sordariomycetes; Amphisphaeriales; Sporocadaceae.